UACGCGGGCGACUGCGAGUUCGCCGAUCCGUUCGUGUCGUUCCGAGGUUUGGAUAGAUUUCGCGCGAACGUGGCGAACUUGGGAGGGAUGAUGCGGGAGGUUGAUCUGCAGAUUAAGUCGUUCGAGGAGACGGAGGACGGGGUGCAGACGGAGUGGAGGUUUUCUUGCGUUUUAGACUUACCCUGGAGGCCGAUGCUCGCGGCGAGCGGGGGCACGACGCACGUGUUAAACGACGAGAAUCGGGUGGUUCGGCACUACGAGCGGUGGGACGUCGAUCCGAAGAAGGUGUUGGGGCAG
Molecule: messenger RNA, 297 nt
Organism: Ostreococcus lucimarinus CCE9901
Lineage: Eukaryota; Viridiplantae; Chlorophyta; Mamiellophyceae; Mamiellales; Bathycoccaceae
Exons: 1
Source: RefSeq, a predicted model, not a curated record